Messenger RNA from Hydatigera taeniaeformis, 3099 nucleotides. NCBI's taxonomy places the organism in Eukaryota, Metazoa, Platyhelminthes, Cestoda, Cyclophyllidea, Taeniidae. The record is from the annotation of a GenBank genome assembly.
AUUUCUUUAGGUUCAUCUUCAAACCAGUUAAAUCAGAUAAAUCUCCCUCGACGUCAGCCUCAACAGCAAAUGUACGGCAAUGUGUACUUACGCACCUCGGGAAUAAAUGAACACUCUUGCAUAGAUAAGCUUGUGGAGGAUGUUCUGUAUGUCGAUGAACUCGAUGGUCAAACCUCGGUGUCUCCGUCUUGGUUGAAUGAUGAUGUCGAGCCGGUUGAAGAUAAUGGUCAAACCGCCAAGCUCGGCCCUGGUUCAGGCUCUACACCAGUGGGUGUUAUGCCAAAGUCUCCUUCUUUCUCUCCACGACGUCCUGGUUUAAAAGCCCUUCUCAAAAAAUCGGCACCUGUUUUCACCCCACUAUCUCAAAAUUCUUUUUCGCCGUCCCCUAUAAAGACGUUGACCACUGCGUCUCACCCUACGGUACACAAGAAGACCGAUUUGAGGCAGACUUCUCUGCCACCGACGGAACCGACUCCACCUCAGGAGUUAGGAAUCCUCAUUUCGUCAAGCUUUCUAAAAGCUAUUAAUGAGGCUUGUGAUGCGAUUCAGGCUAUGCCUCUUGAAAAGUUAAUCAACUGUUUUGAAGAACAAAUAUCUAGUAUAACGCGAUUACUGACUGAAAGAAGUAAUUACCAGAAUUCAUUAGCGGAAUCUUACGGCAAACAAAAAUGUCAGCAAAAACGGCGUCGGUUUUCCAGUGCCAGUAAAUCAUCAGUUUGUACGGAGCCUACCAGCGCGAACGGAGCGGCCAGUGAUGCUGUUGAUAGCUCCAACGGUUUGAGGGGCUCUGUGGAGCAGGCACCCUCUUUAUUGCCUGUGACGAUUAUCAAUCGAUCUAAGCCUAAAGAGCCGAAAUUUGAGGCCGAUACUGGUGAGGGGAGUGUCUUUCUACCAUUGAGCAGUCGUCAGUCGAAAUGGGACAUAGCCUCUGAGAGUAUUGAUUACAAAGACCAACCUGAUGAUGGAUCAACUGGAGAAUUCGAUGGAACUGAUCGAUUCCCUCACUCAAAUACCAUGAUGGAUGUGUUUAAGCGCAUAUUUGGUCUCCGCACCUUUAGACGGAAUCAGCUACAGGCUAUCAAUGCUGCUUUAUUAGGAAAGGACUGCUUUGUUAUCAUGCCGACGGGUGGUGGAAAAAGUCUCUGCUAUCAACUCCCAGGUGUAGUUGAAGAAGGUCUCACGAUUAUUGUGUCUCCUCUUAAGUCUCUCAUUUUGGAUCAAGUGAACAAAUUGCAGUCUCUUGGUGUUCAUGCAGCUAGCCUUUCCGGUGAUGUUCCACUCUCAGAAUGUGAUCGCAUCUUCACUUCAUUGCACACAAUGAAGUUGGGCAUCAGUAUUCUCUUUGUAACGCCGGAAAAGAUUGCUGUCUCAGGGAAGCUAAAACAGGUCAUGGAAGAAUUGUACAGGAGAAAUAAGCUGGCACGCUUUGUGAUCGACGAGGCACAUUGCGUGAGUCAGUGGGGACAUGAUUUUCGUCCCGAUUAUCGAAAUUUGCGAAUCCUGCGCGAGAACUUUCCUAAGGUGCCCAUGAUGGCCAUGACUGCUACGGCAACUCCUUUAGUGCGGCAGGACAUCCUCCAUCAACUGCAAAUGUCUAACACAAAGUGGUUCAUUCAAAGUUUUAACAGGACAAACCUCAAGUUUGAGGUGCGUUCGAAACGUUUGAAGAACUGUUCAAAGGACGUAAUUCAGCUUAUCGAAACGAAAUUCUCGGCCCUUUCAGGCAUUGUUUACUGCCUGUCUCGCAACGAGUGCGAUACCCUUGCAGAGGAGCUUACUGCUGCUGGACUGCCAGCCAAAGCCUACCACGCUGGCAUGACUGACGCUGCCCGCAAACGCGUUCAGGAGGCCUGGAUUCAGGAGGACAACUUUAAGAUUGUUUGUGCGACGAUUGCCUUCGGCAUGGGCAUUGAUAAGCCGGAUGUGCGCUUUGUGAUACACCAUUCAAUUCCAAAAUCCAUUGAAGGUUAUUAUCAGGAGGCUGGUCGUGCUGGUCGUGACGGUCUCCCCUCUACCUGCAUACUGUACUACAACUGGCGUGACGUCGUUAGACUCAAAAAGCUUAUUCAUUCGAGCUGUCCGAAAGGGCAUGGAGAUGGGGCAGUAAAGUUGCACGAAGACGCUCUCUUCAAGAUGGUCUCUUACUGUGACAACGUGGUCGACUGCAGACGGCGCCUGAUUUUGGCUCACUUUGGCGAGGCUUUUGACCCUGCGAAUUGCGCUCUUGUAGCGGGCUGCGAGUGCGACAACUGUCACCGGGCGGAGCACCAGCAGCUGGCCCAGCGCGACCUCACUAUCGACGCCAAGGCCUUAGUUGAGGCCGUCUCAGCCCUUGUUCAGCGUCGGCGCAAUGUCACUCUCAACUAUCUUGUCGACGUCUUCAGGGGUAGGCUUCCCUAUACUUUUUUUGGAACUCAGUGUGCUCUUCGAGAUGAUUGGGUGAUGCGAAGAUUGGGUUCGAACUACUCAAAGACAGAUGCAGAACGCCUUCUUCAUCGUCUGCUCGCCGACAGAGUGCUCACUGAGGAAUUUGCCAUUACUGCUAUGGACACGGUUGCUGCUUAUCUCCGUCCUGGUCCUAGAGCAAGCCUUCUUCUCUCCGGCAGCUUGCAGAUUUUGCUCCCGGUGGCAGUGAACGUGAAGACAGGCAGAACUGACGUCUCAGUGGUGGGAGAGCAGCCGAAGGACAAGCUCGCUAGCGUUCGUAAGGAGUGCUAUGAGGCUCUCGUCAAAACCGCUAAACAACUUACCUCUCAACAGGGCAUCUCCAACUACGCAAUAGUUUUCCCCAACGAGAUGCUUCUCGAGAUAGCAAAUCUGCUUCCGACAUCGCAGGAGGAGUUGCUGAGGAUACCGCAAUGCACAGAGUACAAGUUGACUCGUUUCAAUGCUACUGAAGCUUUCCUCGAUGUAACACUUAACUACUUCUCCAUCCUUGGUGCCAUCAAAGCGGAGGAAAAUGAAUUUAAAAAGCACAGCGAACUUCUUGUAAAGCAGACGAUGGUGGUGCCCAAACCCCUCAAAGGCGUUGGCGCAGGCCAGAGAUCUCUCAAAAGGGUACUCGCCUCGAACUACUUUGGCAAAGUACGCAAUCACUGA